AGGCAGAGUAGCGUCGCUUCACGCCGCGACGGUCGUUUGUCGCGCGUAUUGAAUCUCGCCCUUAUCUAAACAAAAUAUUUAUGUGUAAAAGAAUUAGUGGUUUUAACUGAAAUUUGCAGUGUUUUUCUCGUUUUUGUGUGUGACUUGUUAAGUAUAGGUGUACUGAAUAGUUCUGUGUCAUUAAAACAAAAGUUUUGCUAUCUGGGUGUGUUAUGGACGUGCAGAUAUAGUUGUCAGGUGAAACGGGCCGCCUUCGAGCAAAAGGCCGUGGACGAUGGAGACCAGAGCGGAUGAUGACGAGGCGCCAACAGACCCAGCGGCGAGGAAGCUCACACAUCAUGAUUAUACGGAGCAGGACUUUGAAGGCCACCGCGCCCACACAGUGUUCGUGGGAGUGCACGUGCCAGCCCGGAGACAUUCCCAUAGGAAGCACAAACACCAUCAUCGUAAUGGAGAAAAGGAUGUGGAGAGACCUGGACCGGGGUUAAUGUCGCGAGUCAGAAGGCUAAGCGUCACAGAUGACGGCGAAACAUUGACCCCACCGGCUCAGAGAGUACAGUUUAUACUUGGCGAAGAUGUCGAUGAUUCUACUCUAGAGUCGCACCCACUGUUCUCCGAAAUGGAGGAACUGGUUAAAGAUGGAGAUGAACUUGAAUGGAAAGAGACAGCCAGAUGGAUUAAAUUCGAAGAAGACGUUGAAGAAGGUGGAAACAGAUGGUCAAAACCUCACGUUGCGACUUUAUCAUUACACUCUCUUUUUGAAUUACGGAGUCUUAUACUCAAUGGAUCGGUAAUCCUGGAUAUGGAAGCUGGUUCCUUGGAACAAGUGGCUGAUAAUGUACUAGAUAAUAUGGUAGCCGAUGGUGGCAUAGGAUAUGAUUGUAGAGAGAAGGUCAAAGACGCUUUAUUGAGGAGGCACAGGCAUCAGCAUGAGCGACGGAACCAUCACAAUAAUAUGUCAAGGCUACCUUUGAUCCGUUCUCUGGCCGAUAUCGGACGAAACCAUUCAUCCUGUAAAAAUUUCCAGGAAGGUGGCUCUCGACGCUCCAGUUCGAGGAGUUGUCGGGGGUCCACCUCGUCUCCUCACACCGCUCUCCUUCAAGCGUCUGAUGCCAGAGGUUCUUAUCUGGCUGUACCAGUUGAAGAAGGCGGUUCAACCAGCGGACACUCUUACAAAGGAGAAUUCAGUCGUUUCCUAGGCAUCCCUAGUGCGGGUGCUACUCACGAUGACGGAAUGGUGAAAAGUCCCAGCAGUAUAUCAAUGCAAAGGAAUCAUAGCUCUGGCGAUCUUCCCAUGAACGGAGACAUAAAUCACAAAUGCAACACAAACUUCAUGAGGAAAAUACCACCGGGAGCAGAAGCAUCCAAUAUUCUCGUUGGAGAAGUAGACUUUCUGGAAAAAACUCUAUCAGCAUUUGUCAGACUGAAAACAGGAACGAUAAUGGGUGAUUUAACCGAAGUCCCGGUGCCAACAAGAUUUAUGUUCGUUUUACUCGGACCACCCAAUAGUAAUUCUAGUUUCCAUGAAAUAGGCCGAGCUAUGGCUACCCUGAUGUCUGAUGAAAUUUUCCAUGAAGUUGCAUAUAGGGCUAAGAAAAGGGAUCACCUCCUUGCUGGUAUAGAUGAAUUUCUGGAUGCAGUGACAGUUCUGCCUCCUGGAGAAUGGGACCCAGCUAUUCGUAUUGAACCACCAGCUGCCAUACCUUCCCAAGAUCCCCGAAAACGGCCAAACGAUAAUAAUCCGAAAGAGGAAUUGGAUGAAGAGGAGGAAGAACAAAGACAAAGGGAGGAAUCAGGGUUAGCUAGAAGUGGUAGACUUUUCGGAGGGUUAAUAAAUGAUCUCAAACGUAAAAUGCCCUGGUAUUGGUCUGAUUUUAAGGAUGCAUUGGCGAUACAAUGCGUCGCUUCAUGGAUAUUUUUAUAUUUCGCAUGUUUAUCGCCUAUAAUUACAUUUGGAGGAUUGUUAGGCGAAGCCACUGGAAAAAAUAUGGCUGCUAUGGAAUCAUUAAUAUCCGGAUUCGUCUGUGGAAUGGGCUACGGAUUUUUUUCAGGACAACCUUUAACAAUUUUAGGAUCGACAGGCCCAGUUUUAGUAUUUGAAACAAUUGUAUUUGAAUUCUGUCGUCAGAUCGGCUGGAAUUACAUGUCAUUCAGAUUUUGUAUCGGGACGUGGAUAACAAUAAUUUUGGUAAUUCUGGUAGCGAUCGAUGCGAGCGCGUUCGUCUGUUACAUAACCAGAUUUACCGAAGAAAAUUUCGCUACCCUAAUAGCUUUUAUUUUCAUUUACAAGGCGGUGGAAAAUGUAAUAUCUAUCGGAAAAAAGUACCCUCUUAAGACACGCCCCGAUGAAGCUCUCAAUUAUGAGUGCUAUUGUUUGCCAAGCAAUUACUCUAAAGUGCCGGAGCAGUUUAAUUGGACUUCGGUUGACAAAGAGUCUUGUCAGCUCUAUAAUGGAACCUUAGCCGGCGGUGGAUGUGAUACGAAAGUAUAUGUACCAGACGUAUACUUAAUGUCCAUUAUUCUUUUCUUGGGCACCUUCACAAUUUCGAUCAUCUUGAAGGAUUUUAAGAACUCCUUGUUCUUCCCAUCAAAGGUCCGCCAAAUCAUUAGCGACUUCUCAGUGAUCAUAGCCAUAUUAUCAAUGUCAUUCUUGGACUACAAAGUCGGCGUAAAGACUCCAAAAUUGGAAGUACCUUCAGAGUUCAAACCAACUUUACCCAGUAGGAAUUGGGUGAUAACUCCAUUCAGUGGCAAUCCUUUUUGGUCGGCAUUAGUAGCUAUAUUACCAGCUCUUUUGGGAACAAUACUGAUAUUUAUGGAUCAACAGAUUACAGCUGUUAUAGUGAACCGAAAAGAGAAUAAGUUGAAGAAAGGCUGUGGUUACCAUCUAGAUUUGUUUGUAUUAGCAAUCCUAAUACAGAUAUGCUCUGUAAUGGGUCUUCCCUGGUUUGUGGCAGCAACAGUUUUGAGCAUAAAUCACGUGAAUUCUCUGAAAGUGGAGUCUGAAUGUGCAGCUCCGGGAGAAAAGCCGCAAUUUUUAGGAGUGCGAGAACAAAGAGUGACGCAUAUUUUAAUCUUCUUAAUGAUUGGUUGUUCGGUAAUACUGACGCCUGUACUAAGCCAUAUACCGAUGCCUGUACUGUUUGGAGUGUUUCUUUAUAUGGGAGUUGCUUCGCUUAAGGGUCUACAAUUCUUCGACAGAAUCUUGAUCAUGUUCAUGCCUCAGAAAUAUCAACCUGAUCAUAUGUUCCUGAGACAGGUGCCAAUCCGUCGAGUCCACAUUUUCACUCUAAUUCAGCUGGCAUGUCUCGUUUGUCUUUGGGUGAUAAAAUCCUUCUCAAUGACCUCAAUUCUUUUCCCGCUGAUGCUUGUGGUAAUGAUCGGUAUAAGAAAAGCUCUCGACUUAUUCUUUACGAGAAGGGAGAUGAAAAUACUCGAUGACGUGAUGCCAGAAAUGACUAAAAGGAACCAAGAUGAACUUCGGGAACUCGGUGACGCUGAGGAUGCGACGAAGAGCAACCCGCCUUCAUAUCAAGAGAACUUGCAAAUUCCUCUGAUAAAUGGCAACAUAAUGAAUAUUCCGUUGACGUCAAUAAAUAUUUCGGAGGAAGUAAACAAGACGGGGAUUUGGAAGCAAGUCAAUAACAGCAACAAGAUGAAACGAGAUAUUAAAUCAAAGACGGGAAAGAAGAAUAACAAACACAAGAAAUUAAUAAUGUCCAAAAACGCACAAACUGAAAUAGAAAGGCGACUAUCAACAAUGGACGAGGUGGAAGAAGAUGACUCUUCAGUUAAGAAUGAGCACGUGAGGCGCAAAGACUCUUGGAGCAGUGGUAUCAGAAAGUCCGAUUCUAGAAAAGGUAGUACUUCGGCUGAAACUUCUGUUUAAAAAAUAAUGUCAUAUUAAUCAAUAUGUUAUGUAAAAAAUAAUAAAAUUGGCACAAAGUGUGUUUAUAUUAUCAAUUAUUUAAAUAGUAAGUAUUUUAUAUUAAUUAGUUUGUUUUUGUUAAAUGUUUCACUGUCUGUUACUGUGUUUAGUUAUAGAAAUAGUAGAUACCUAUUUGAAAUACCUAUUUGACU
Messenger RNA from Helicoverpa armigera (cotton bollworm), 4080 nucleotides. RefSeq names its product Na[+]-driven anion exchanger 1 (gene Ndae1). Gene Ontology annotation, cellular component: plasma membrane. Gene Ontology annotation, molecular function: sodium:bicarbonate symporter activity; monoatomic anion transmembrane transporter activity; solute:inorganic anion antiporter activity. Bases 275 to 3889 code for a protein of 1204 amino acids. The transcript has 16 exons. Gene Ontology annotation, biological process: regulation of intracellular pH; monoatomic anion transport; transmembrane transport. NCBI's taxonomy places the organism in Eukaryota, Metazoa, Arthropoda, Insecta, Lepidoptera, Noctuidae. The record is from RefSeq and is a predicted model, not a curated record.